UGUCUCUUUCGGUAUAAUAAUUUCAGGGGAUAAUUAUGAGGAAUGUAAUUUUAUUUUCAACAAUGUUUACCAAGCUUCUGAAGUUCCCAGCGGGUCUGUUUUUGUUUAUCUAUCUCAAUAGCAACCAGACCUUGCCAGCAACAAAGCGAUAUUUGUGAGCUGUAGCAUUUCCCCCCUCAUCUAUUUAACGUUAUUUAAACAAAGUUUACGUGGUUUAUGUAAUGUAACGGAAACGGAGUGGUAGUUCUAAUUAACCAGCUAACUAGCUAAUCGGCAGGUUUAGGUCCUCUGGUCAUGGCUAAAGACCCGUUGGCAGAGGCUGGUCUUCAUUUUGAUGAACUCAAUAAACUGCGAGUGCUCGAGCCUGAUGUGAGCCAGAAAACCACUGAGCUCAAAGAGGAAUGUGAGGAAUUUGUUGACAAGAUUGGUCAGUUUCAGAAAAUUGUAGGUGGCCUUAUUGAACUUGUGGAUGAGCUAGCAAAGGAAGCCGAAAAUGAAAAAAUGAAGGCUAUAGGAGCAAGAAAUUUGCUGAAAUCAGUUGAAAAGCAACGGGAGGCUCAGCAGCAACAGCUUCAGGCUCUGAUUGCAGAAAAGAAAAUGCAGUUGGAAAGGUAUCGAAUAGAAUAUGAAGCUCUUCAAAAAGUCGAAGCAGAGCAGAGUGAAUUCAUCGAUCAGUUUAUACUGCAGAAAUGAGUACGGUGUUUCCUCUUUCU
This is a messenger RNA of Sinocyclocheilus grahami, 713 nucleotides long. RefSeq names its product intraflagellar transport 20 homolog (Chlamydomonas) (gene ift20). Bases 295 to 693 code for a protein of 132 amino acids. The transcript is spliced from 5 exons. Gene Ontology annotation, cellular component: ciliary base; intraciliary transport particle; cytoplasm. Lineage: Eukaryota; Metazoa; Chordata; Actinopteri; Cypriniformes; Cyprinidae. Gene Ontology annotation, biological process: protein localization to cilium; cilium assembly. The record is from RefSeq and is a predicted model, not a curated record.